Rhopilema esculentum is the source of this 3919-nucleotide messenger RNA. The record is from RefSeq and is a predicted model, not a curated record. NCBI's taxonomy places the organism in Eukaryota, Metazoa, Cnidaria, Scyphozoa, Rhizostomeae, Rhizostomatidae.
AGAAAAAUUAUCAUUUGAAAGGCUGUACUAGCUGAUGCGGCCGUUGUCCAUUUUUGAAGAUGGCUUUUCCUUGUUCUGGUGUCAGUCUAGAAUUAACAGACGCUUCUUCAUACAUCCUGAAUAGUUACGCAUGUGCUAUCUUCAACCUUGUCCUUGCGGUACCUACUACACUACUGAAUACAUCAUUCAUUGUAGCUGUUCUUAAAUCUAGUGACCGGGCAGAACCACAUCAAAUUCUGAUGCUGAAUCUGGCAAUAACCGAUCUCUUGACUGGAAUUGUUUCUAUGCCAAGUCAAUUCAUUUUAUUUCUGCAUCAUGCACACCUCAAAGACACCUGUUCUUACGCUGGAUUUGCGCAAACCUUUUCAUACUUUCUUGGAAUUGUUUCUCUUUUGACAUUAACUGCAGUUGCGACCGAGAGAUAUGUUUUCAUCUUCAAUCCACACUUACACAAUGCAAAACUGACGUCAUGCUUCCUGAUUGUCAUUGUAAUUGGCACAUGGAUGGCUUCAAUAGCCGUGUCAAUUUUAUUUUUAUUCAGCGGAGUGAAAAAUGCCAUCACUGCAUGUAUAGGCGUUCUUGCCUCAGGUGUCAUUUUUUUCUGCUACACAAGGAUAAUGAUUCGUGCUCGGAGAAUACGUCGUCAAAUAGCGGCAGAAGCAGAGCGUUUUGGACAGCGUAGAGUGAACAAGAAGGACAAAAAUCUUCUCGUUGUUGGUGGAUUGAUAAUAAUUUCAUUCUUUCUUUGCUAUUCAUUCGCUGUUAUAACAAGCGCAUUGAAGUUCUUCAGAAUUCAAAGUUUUCCUUUGAGUUAUAUGAUUUGCUGGAGUUGGUCGCUGGUUUUGGGAAAUUCUUUUUUCAACCCGAUCAUAUCUUGUACUUUUAACCCAAAAGUAAGAAGAAAGGUUGUAAAACUGUGGACUUGCGGGCGAAAAGGCGGAAUUCUGUGAGCGCGAUUCGAAUGCUGAGACUGUUAAAGCGAGAGGACAAUUGCCAUGAAAGAAGAAAAUUGCCAUGCAACCUAACAAGCUAGAAGUGUCUAUUCUAAGGGGGCUGCAUUGAUGGCCUAACAAAAUUUAAGAUUUAGGCCAGUUGUAAAAUGGUGCACCGUAUUCAUACAGAGGCUCUAUAAUUGGAAUCCCACUCAAACCUACUGCAAAUCAGACUUACAAACAAAUACAAAUACAAAGCCCAAUAUUACCUAGUUUUAUCUUGUCAGUCUAUAUAUCUCAUUAUCUGCUUUUAUUUCUACUGCAAAAGAUAAAGGCCGUGUUUACACGAUACCGGGUUACUCACGUAUCGGAUUACUUUUCAUAUCGGAUAGGGGUCCGUUUACACGGCCCCGCAUUAAUCCGAUACGUCCCGUACCACUUUUGCGGAGUGAAAUCACUCCGCUGUGAGAGUGGUAUGAAAAGUGACCCGAUACGUCCCGUACCACAUUCCAUCUCGUGUAAGCGGGUGAAUCCGAUACGCUUUCGCUCCGGAACCUCGUUCUGAAUCUCAAGGAAAGUUUUCAUCAACGGAUUCUACAUCUUUACCUUUCGGGUAACGUUCGCCAAAAACUAUUCUAUCUUGUCAUCAUUCGACAUUACAUCUUUUCAAUCCCUUCCCUCGAAAAGGCAUUCACUGGCAUAUGCCUUUACCGAUUCAGGCUGCAAUUCGACUUCUGCUUCCCCCUUUCUGCUUACAUUUUCUUCUUCUAUGCCACUGGCCAGGACUCAUAUUCUAUACUAAAGUGAUAAUUUUUUCCCGAGACCUUCCUCUCCUCAGUAGACUAACGAAAUUACCAGAAUUUUACAUUGCUAAAAAUCGAAACAAAAGAAGUAUGCUGCACAGUGAAUAGCGGAGCGUUGUCGUGUAAACAGGAUGAAAACGGUAUGAAUAUCAAUCCGGUAUCGUGUAAAAGCGGUCUAAACAGUAUGCUUUUCAUAUCGGAUAGCUGAGACCAAUCCAAUAGGAAAAGCAAUCCGGUUUCGUGUAAACGCAUCCAAAGAUAAAUAAAUGUCAAAUGAAAUAAAAGGACUCUCUGAGAAGAAACAUUCUGAUAGCAUUCCUUCAAACAAAGCAUUUACUUAUAUCAGGAUCUUUCAAUAGAAUGCUAAAUGAAGAGCCUGAGGGGAACUACAAAGCAGUUUUUAGAUUGAAUAAGGGACAAUACUAGCUAACUACAAAGCUUAAAAUUUCAUAAAAAAUUUGCUUAUGCAUCUACCAAGGAGUCUUUCCAGUUGUGAGAUUUCUUCGCUAUUUACCCAAGACCUGAUCAGAACUGCCUCUGGUCAUUUUUGGAUCAUAGACGAGCUGAAUCGGUGUCUUUUCUUGAUUUAGAAUGAGCGACGGUUGAAGGCUUGAUCGUUGAAAAUGUCAUCAUAGCGAUUUAAACAGUCAUUGCGUAAUUUUGGCAAAUCAUUUGGUGGGCAUCGAUCAGAUUAUACGUUGCAUGCAUAGAAAUGUUAUGCAAUCAAGCAAUUUUGUUCUAUCAUUAAGGCUAGUUUCAACAUUGGAUGAUGCUAGAUCAUCUUCGUCAUGUUCUAUGUUAUCCUAGUACCUAUUGGAUAUAUAUAAUUACGUUAUUGACCUAGCCUACCCAAAAAGCACAUGCAGUUGAAAACUGUAAUUAACUUGGAUAUAGAGACAACCAGGCAAGAUAAAUUCACAUGCAACUAUAUUUCAACAGACAACUUGGACAAGGAGUGCCACAAAAAUCAAUACUUGGACCUCUACUUUUCAAUAUUUUCCUUAUUUUUUUACAGCCUUAGUGAAGGGUCUUAAUGUAAUUUUGCUGAUGACAACACGAUACCUGUCACUACAACAAAUACUGAUGAACUAUUGCAAUUUGUACAAAUCAACACUAAAAUAUUUCUUUAUUGGUUACAAUCAAAUGAAGGGAUUGCAAAUUCCUCUAAAUUUCAAGCUAUCUCAAUCGACAGCAAUGAUAAAUACAUAAGUGAGUUUGAAAUUGACAAAGAAUUUGCAAUUAAAAUAGAGAGAAGUGUUACUUUGCUUGGUGUUCAGAUCGAUGAAAGUUUAAAGUGUGAUGCUCAUAUCGAUAAGAUCUUUAAAAAAGCAGGUAAAGAGUUAAAUUCUUUAGAAAGAUUAGCAAGAUUUAUGGGCGACAGAGAAGAAAAGAUGAUUAUGAAUUAAUUUAUACUAUGUCACUUAAAUUAUUUUACAUUGAUAUGGAUGCUAUGUGGUAAAGGAAGUCAGAAUAAGCUAGAGAAAACUAAAGGCUCUUGUGCAACCGGCAUGCUUUGCGACAAUAUUUUCAGAACCGGCCUAAUAUUGUACUGCAUGAAAAUAGAAAUUACAAUCAAUUUCUUAAGAGAGCUGCCGCUAAGCAUGCCGGUUGCGCAAGAGCCUUUAACGAGAGGGCAUUAAGACCAGUCUAUUCAGACUAUUCAUCUUCGUACAAAGAAUUACUUGCUAACUCAAAAGAAACUACCAUACAUAUCCAAUCAAUUAGAAUUUUACCCCUAUUAGUUAAUAAAACACUUAAUAACAUUAAUCCUGUUUUCAUGAAAUACUAUUUUGUACCCAAAAUAACAGGUUGUAACCUUCGACUCAAAAUCCCCCUUGACAUUCCAAAAGCCAGAACUACCAAUAAUGGUAUCAGAUCAUUAAGUUUUCAAGGGCAUAAAAUCUGGAAUCUACUCCGAAAAUCAAUAAAGACAGCACAGAAUGUUAGACAAUUCAAGAAUUUAAUCAAAACUUGGUCCCUUGAAAACAAAUGCGCGUGCUCGUUUUGCAGUAAGAAAUCUGUCUUAUGCAAUUCUUGAAACUGCUUUAUGGGGUUUUAUGUUAGUCCUAAUUAGUGUGCGUUAACUAUUGUAAAAACUAACAUUAAAUAAUCUAUAUAGCAUAAUAAAAAGCCACUCAUAGCAUAGCACAAUGUUGGUAUAAAUAAGCUUUAUAUGAUCUUUUU